This is a messenger RNA of Talaromyces marneffei, 1344 nucleotides long. RefSeq lists its product as uncharacterized. Gene Ontology annotation, molecular function: pyridoxal phosphate binding; transaminase activity. The record is from RefSeq and is a predicted model, not a curated record. The coding region runs from base 1 to 1344 and encodes 447 amino acids. The transcript has 4 exons. Lineage: Eukaryota; Fungi; Ascomycota; Eurotiomycetes; Eurotiales; Trichocomaceae. Gene Ontology annotation, cellular component: cytosol.
AUGACAUCCUCAGUCCUCUACUCCAACAUUGCCAACCCCCCAACCCAAAUUGUCAAAGCCGAUGGCCACUACCUCCUAACCGCCGAUGGCCGCAAAAUCUUCGACGCCACCAGCGGCGCAGCCGUUGCCGCACUGGGGCAUAACAAUCCCGAAGUCAAGGCCGCCAUUGUAGAGCAGCUAGAAACAUUGGAUUAUGCUUAUUUACCAUUCUUCAGCUCCGGGGCGGCGGAGCGGAUAUGUGAGUUUUUGACGGAGUCGACAGGUGGGGAGAUGGAGAAGGUUUUUGUUGUUAGUUCUGGAACAGAGGCUGUUGAAGCGUCAUUAAAAAUGGCACGGCAGUAUUUCGUUGAGCUUGGACAGCCUUCACGGACUAAGUUCAUUGCUCGAAAGCAAUCAUAUCAUGGCAACACGCUGGGUUCUCUAGCUACCGGUUUUCAUAAGGGCAGGAGAGGCAUUUAUGAGCCUAUACUUGCAACAAAUGUGUCGCAUGUAUCGCCGUGUUAUAGCUAUAGAGGCCAACAAGCAGGGGAAAGCGAAGAACAGUAUAUCAGUCAGCUUGCGCAGGAACUUGAGAAUGAGUUUCAGGCACAGGGUCCAGAUACUGUGUGUGCGUUUAUAGCAGAGACUGUCUCUGGUACUACCCUCGGUUGCGUCCCACCAGUCCCCGGAUACUUCAAAGCAAUGAGAGAAGUCUGCGACCGCCAUGGCGCAUUAUUAAUUCUCGACGAAGUCAUGUCCGGCAUGGGUCGUACCGGAACUCUACACGCCUGGCAGCAAGAAGGUGUUGUACCUGAUCUUCAGACAGUGGCCAAGGGACUUGGAGCCGGAUUUGUGCCCAUCGGCGCUCUUCUGCUCCAUAAAAAGGUCGUUGAUGUACUCUCCAAGGGCUCCAAGGCGUUUGUGCAUAGCCAGACUUAUCAAGGACAUCCAGUUGCUUGUGCUGCUGCCGUUGAGGUUCAAAAUAUAAUUGUUAGAGACAAUUUGCUUGAGAAUGUCAAGGUGCAAGGGGAGUUGUUGGGGAAGUUGUUGCAUGAACGGCUUGGGGAGCAUAGAUAUGUUGGCGAUAUUCGUGGCCGUGGACUAUUAUGGGGAGUUGAAUUUGUCAAGGACAAAGUAACAAAAGAACCAUUUGCGGCACACGAACAAAUCGGGGCAAAAAUCAAUUCAAAAGGCCUUGAAGCGAAGUAUUCUAUCUCGCUCAUGCCAGGAGGUGGUAUUGUAGAUGGCAAAGAUGGGGAUAUCAUUUUAAUUGCUCCCCCAUACACAAUUACUUCGACGGAGGUUGAGGAAAUGGCGAAGACAAUAGCGGAUAUUGUGAGCGAAGUGUUUGAGGAUUAUGCUUGA